Acanthosepion pharaonis is the source of this 723-nucleotide messenger RNA. The record is from the annotation of a GenBank genome assembly. NCBI's taxonomy places the organism in Eukaryota, Metazoa, Mollusca, Cephalopoda, Sepiida, Sepiidae.
AUGCGAUUACGUAUUCUUCUCUACAUGGUUUCUUCGUCCACACGUUCGACUUGGCGUCUCGCCCGAAUCCGUGAGCGAUGUUUGCCUUUUACUGGAUGCACUUAUAGUCUGUUCAUAUCUCAAUUUGAUCAUAUCUAUCUAUCUAUCUAUCUAUCGUCUGUUCAUAUUUAUCUAUCUGAUCAUGUUCGUAUCUAUCUAUCCAUCUAUUUCAGUCUGUUCAUAUCUAUCUAUCUAUCUGUUCAUAUCUAUCUAAUCUUCUGUUCAUAUCUAUCUGUCUGGUCCUGUUCAUAUGUAUCUAUCUAUUUCAGUCUGUUCAUAUCUAUCUAUCUAUCUAUCUAUCUAUCUAUCUUAAUCCUUAGAUCUGGGUGGAUCGUUGGUGACGAUAAGAAGACAAAAGAAAAACAAAAAAAAACCCUCGGAUCGAUCCUUUCCAUCCGUCCUACGCCGUGGCGUCACCAAUGGCCCGACCAACCCUUAUUCCAAGAAAGAUCAUUCUCUCUCUCUCUCUCUCUCUCUCUCUCUCUCUCUCUCUCUCUCUCUCUUAUGUUCCUUCAGGAUUUGUCUUCGUUUAUUUUUGCCCUUUGCUCUCUUGACAAAAAUCCUCGAUAUUUGCGUAAAAAAAUUGAACUACGACGAAAAAAGGAUUCUUCUCUCUCUCUCUCUCUCUCUCUCUCUCUCUCUCUCUCUCUCUCUCUCUCUCUGCGAUACUCCUUCAGGAUAUAG